Messenger RNA from Pundamilia nyererei, 3022 nucleotides. It is a transcript of the gene ccnd1, whose product is annotated as cyclin D1. The record is from RefSeq and is a predicted model, not a curated record. The transcript has 5 exons. The coding region runs from base 405 to 1283 and encodes 292 amino acids. NCBI's taxonomy places the organism in Eukaryota, Metazoa, Chordata, Actinopteri, Cichliformes, Cichlidae.
AGAAUCCCUUCCUCGCGCGCUCUUUUGCAGACUGCUUAUCUCUUUGAUCCGACCCCCUGCCGCCUCUGCCCACCCCCAACACUUAACAACAGCUGACGUCAUCUCCUCCGCCGUGCGUGUUCGCUGAUAAACUUUGUGUGUGUUCUCGUGCGUGUUUGGUGAGCGCGAGGCAGGGGUUUUUGUCUCGCAGUGCGAAGUGGUUUGUUCCAGAGGGCUGGCGCACACAGUCGGAGUAACAGCACGCAGCAGCGGCAGCCCAGUAAGAAGAAAGUGGCGAGAAAAGUAGCUGGCUGUGGGUUUCUGUGCUCCGGCGUCUUCUUACUGUUACACGGUGACGUCUUAACCCGGAGAUAGGAAAGUUUUAUCGGCAGUGAUAAAUAUACUCAAAGCAGAAUUAGCCUACUAUGGAGGACCAGCUGCUGUGCUGUGAGGUGGACUCAAUCAGGAGAGCUUACCAGGACGUCAACCUGCUCAAUGACCGAGUUCUACACACCAUGCUCAAGGCCGAAGAAAACUACUUGCCUUCGCCAAACUACUUCAAGUGUGUUCAGAAAGAAAUUGUACCAAAAAUGCGAAAAAUAGUUGCCACCUGGAUGUUGGAGGUCUGCGAGGAACAGAAAUGUGAGGAGGAGGUUUUUCCGCUCGCUAUGAACUACUUGGACAGAUUUCUAUCAGUUGAGGCCACCAGGAAAACAAGACUACAGCUGCUCGGAGCCACAUGCAUGUUUCUAGCAUCAAAAAUGAAGGAGACUGUGCCCUUAACGGCGGAGAAACUCUGUAUUUACACGGACAACUCGGUCCUGCCCGGGGAACUGCUGCAAAUGGAGCUGCUGGUUCUCAACAAGCUCAAGUGGGAUCUGGCUUCAGUAACCCCUCAUGACUUCAUCGAGCACUUCCUGUCCAAGCUGAAGAUCUAUCCCUCCACCAAGCAGAUCCUCAGGAAACAUGCCCAGACCUUUGUGGCACUGUGUGCUACAGAUGUCAACUUCAUUGCCAGCCCUCCCUCAAUGGUGGCAGCAGGGAGUGUAGCAGCAGCUGUUCAAGGGCUCUACCUGAAGAGCCAAGAUGCGUCCUUGUCUUCCCAGAACCUCACUAAUUUCCUGUCGCAGGUCAUUCGUAGCGACCCGGACUGCUUGCGGUCAUGUCAGGAGCAGAUAGAGUCUCUGCUGGAGUCUAGCCUGCGACAGGCACAACAGCACAAUGGCACAACAGAAACUAAACGAGUUGACGAGGACGCGGACUUGUCCUGCACCCCAACAGACGUCAGAGACAUCAACAUCUGAGGCGACCCAGACCUACGUCGCACAAUGAGCAGUGAUGGAGGGAAAGUUGUCAGAGGGUGGUAACGGGCGGACCAGGGAUGGGGCACCCCACUUGAACUCCCUCCCUCCCUUCCUCCUCCAGCGUGUCACUCACAUGCCUGCUGUCCACUACGGCUGCCAAGAUAGGAUGCUCACCAUGCUCACCCCUGUCACAUGUCCUGCCAGCGUCCCCUCCCAGGCCAGGAAAAGAAAUGAACUCUACAGAGAUGUACCAGAGAGAACAGACACUGAAUAUCAAUGAGCUCUGUGGGGCUGGAGCUGAAGCCACAGAGGCAAAUGUUUUUCUUAUUCCCUCACAAGUUAAUUAGGAAUCUUUCAAUUAAAGCAGACUGAGCAUGCCUACUAAAACAUCCCAAAGUGUCAUGUACAGUAGGUUCUCAUAGUCUGUCAUCAGGGCUUCACGUGAAAGCAAGAGGCUCGUCUUUUACUUCGUUUUCUGUUAUGUCGGAAUGCUUUAGAGUUCCUGCCCAAGUUUCCAUGUUUGUCUUGUAGUGCAGACACUCAUAUACCCUGCUUGCUUAUAUUUAGUCACUUUAUUAUGUAUCAUUUUAAACCUCUCAGUUAGUUAGUUUUAUGCUUCUGUUCUUCAAAGCUUGUUUGUUUGUUUGUCUUAAAGCAAACGUAGGGUGAGAUGCUCACAUUCUAUCACCCUUAAAGACUUUGGACUGCUAUUGUAAGGUUUGGACUAGGGAAAUUCUUUGGUCAAUCUUUGAUUUUUGCUUUACCCAUUUACCUGUUAUUUGAUAAAAUCAAAUAUAAACAGAGCAGUCCACAGUCUGUUCUUUCUCUGUGUAGUUAGACGUAAUUCAUUCCAACUUUGUUUUCUAAAGAAAAGCACUUUUGGUCAGUGAUGCUGGCUCAGCUAGAAGUCACAGUGAUAGUUUGUAAAACAAUAUGAAAACAGUCUUUUGAUGAUGGAGAGUGUGGGGAGUACUUGCUGACAGUUACACCCAGUUAUGCCUGGAUCUGAUUCAUGGUGUGGGACACAGAAUUGAGCACUGUGGCAGAAAGCUGCUCAGCACCGUGGCUCGCUGUAGCUGCCUUCCAGUUCUCAGUGUUUCAUACAGGUAGAGCUGCUCUGAUGUCAUGAUUUUAUAGGUUUAAAUGUGUGCAAAGCCAAAUGUUAAAGGCCCAGAGCUAAACGUAAAAAGUACUAUUUUAAUAGUUCAAAUCAUUUUUGUAUAGUAAAACAUAUUAUUUAUCUUUGUAGGUUCAUGCUGACCAUGGCUUCAUGACCUGAUGUUAAAUUCAAGCUUAUUUCUUCCUCCAGAACAGGUCAAACUGCAACUAGUCUCUGUAAUUCUUCUCCAUUGCUGUAGCCCAGCUCACAUACGUGUCAUAGAUUAUGAGGGCAAUGAAGCUUAAAAAAAGAGAGUGGUGAAAAUAUUAACUUGAUUUUGCACAAACCUAAAAGACGUGGUGUGCGUUUUUUGGGACUUGCCUAGAGGAAAAAGGGAAGCGAAGCCAGCAAAAGUUUGAGGGCUCACCAAUGGGGUGCGUCUUACUGCUGUAUAUUUCAUACAAGGGCUCCUACACAGCACGGGGAUGUUGUCAUGUUCAGGUUGAUAUAUACUUUAUACAUACGGAUGGACAGAUUACCAUGAGCAAGGAGAGCUCUCUACUACAUGGAGUCAAAGCGUGGGAAACGUGAGUUCUGUGAGCAUGUCACACUGUGUAGGAACCUUGUAAAAUAGGUUUCU